AUGCGCUUCUUCUUCUUGCUAACGCUGGCCGUUUACUUUGUGCCAACUCUAUCCUUCGUUGUCUCAGCACAAACCUCGCAUGCCCCACGCGAGGCCCUCAAUGGUCUCAUCACUGCCCGAGAUGAUACUCCUCCGAGUAGCCUGACGCAAGCUACGGAUGGCAGCACGACAACAGGCGCGAUCAGCCAUGCGACAGAAGCCGCGAGUAAUGCGACUAGGACCACAAACGCCACCAUUCCAGCCUCCACAACUCUGGCCGCAUCGAAUACAUCCGUGACAAGCAAUGAGAGCAAGGCACCCACGGAUCCGAAUGAUCUUCCAUUGCAACCCAAAGUCACUCCAGCUCUGGGGAUUGCUGGCUUCAUUCUGCUUGCAGCCGGAGCUGUGCUCGCAUUGAUUGGGGUUCAAAAUCUUUGGAUUCAAGUCUUCUUAUCCACGGCAUUCCUGACCAGUCUCGGGGUUACAGUCCUUAUCGUCUACGUAAUGAGCCCACCAGUGCGGGUUGCCGUCCAGGGCGCAUACCUGGUCGCAAUCUUCUUCACUGGCGCAACAUUCGGUGCGCUUGCGAUCGUCUUCAAGGAACUAACCGAAGGUCUUGGAUGCCUUCUCGGGGGGUUUUGUGCUAGCAUGUGGCUUCUCUCAUUGAAACCCGGAGGUCUCUUGACGGACACGAACGCCAAGAGUGGUUUCAUCGGCGCCAUGUCAGCUGCCUUCUAUGCCAUGUCUUUUAGUCAAUACACGCGACCGUACGGAUUGAUGGCUUCUACAGGGAUCUCCGGCGGCACUGCUGUAGCCCUGGGGAUUGACUGCUUCAGCCGUGCGGGGCUAAAAGAGUUUUGGCUCUACAUCUGGAACCUCAACAGCGACAUCUUUCCCCUGGGCAAUCAUACCUACCCGGUUACGCGCAACAUCCGCGUUGAACUUGCCGUGACUGUCAUUGUCGCUCUUCUGGGCGUCGUCUCCCAGCUACGCCUGUGGAAAGUUGUCCGCGACCGCCGACAGAAGGAGAAAGAGAAGUGCGACCAGGAGCGACAGCAUCACGAACAAGCGGAAGCCGAGGUCGGCCGUAGACUAGAAGAAGACAACGUGGAGGAGCGGAAGGAGUGGGAGGCCAAGUACGGGGAUGGCUCUCCGUCGUCGAGCACACCCGAGCUGCCGGGCGACUCCAAGCGCCCAAUUGAUGAGAUGGAUGCCAUGGAAAAGGGCGAUGCCAUUGAGGUGAGGAGUAUCUCAGCCUCGUCGUACAGUUCUUAUCGGUGCUCGGACUGCCGGGAGCGCGGCGAGGAUAGUGACACCGAGUCACAUACUUCGGAUGCUAGUGCGGGCAGCCGGCACGCAGAACCAGAGGGUGCAGAUGGAAGUAAAGGUACUGUUCCCCUGAAACUAUUUGACGGCGCAGCCGCGGCUCGGAUGGAUGAGGACAAGAGCUCGGAUGUCACUGCUCUUGUUGGGUCAGACGCCGGGUCAGAGCGCUCGAGACGGAUGUCGAGGACUUCGCUGGUAAGAAAGGCUGGGGGUGUCAGUGGUGAGAUUCCUCGCUCGGAGUCGAAGGAGGCGUUGGUCUCGGUGGAUGGUACUGCUUCGUCUUCGGAUGGCAUUCCGGAUGCUGGCAGCGACCAGACUUCCGAGAGUCACCCCACUCCUGCGACUCCUGCGACUCCUGCGGGAGAUGAGGCCAGUGGGGCUGAGCCAUCACCUCAGGAAGAAGUCACAAAUGGACAACAGGCUCAAGUUUCUGAAAGCAAUGAUCACCAAAACGAACCGCCAGCUGCCAAAAUCGAAUCCACUGAUCCCAGCUCACAAUGUGCUACACCGGAGAAGAAUCUAGAAGUGAAGGGCGAAGUGAGUCCUGCAUCGGGACGAAAUUCAGAGAAUACUUCCGAGCAAAAGCAGAUCACCGAGACCGGAGGUAAAAUGACAAGUGAGAGAGAAGAGACCGGAGGGACUGAAAUAGUAGCAACUGCUGAGCCCAAGUCGGAAGGCAAGAAGCGCAAGACAGGGACAAAAUCAUCUAAGAAGAAGUCGAAAAAGUCGCAGGAUUCGCGACUUGGGGCACCUCGUCCUGAGGAAGAGAACAAAGACGAGAAUAUUACCAACAAUGGCAAGCAAAAGACCCAAGAAUGCUUUUCCGAACAUCCAGAUCAACCAACAUCCGCGAAUAACAAUGAAAAGCUCAACGCUACUCGCAAGAAAAGCACGGCAUCCACUCAACCACAUGAGCACGAAUUGAAACAAAAGAAAGAGCCGGAAGAGCCUGUGGAACCUCCGGAGCCCCCCAAACUGGAUGAGAAAACUGUGAAACACCUUCCAAAACAGACUUCCAGAGUAGUUCAAUCCUAUCGCACCAAUGAAUGGGCAAAACAACUCGCUGAUGCAGAGGUGCCCGAGCUCGAACCGAUCACGCCUGUCGAGGAGGAGGAACCCGAAGUUGUCCCCAAGGUGGACGAAAUUGCAGCACCAGUCAAGGUAGAAGAACUGCUGCAGACACCGCUAAAUGCGCAGCCGCCCCCGGCCGUAGAGCGCAAGGUCAAAGACCUAGCUAGGUCCAAGAGUCACCGGGUCCCUGGUGAUUCAUACCUACAACAGGGCCUUCAUCCAAGCCGGUCCAAGAAAAAGGCAUCGGUUUCCCCACCAGAUCCCUUGCAGCUAGGCAGUCUGACACAUGUGCCGCUUGUCAAUGCUGUUGGGGCAGAACAACCCAAGGACGAGCCUGAGCCUCCAAAGCCACGAUGGAGAGGACCCCCUCCGCUCAUGGCCGUGCGAGAGGACAUGAUGCGCAAUCGCUUGUCGUCUUUCUCUUUGAACUUCGACCCCUUUGCGCGGAACAGCCCCGGUUCCUGGCAAGCACCCAUCGAUUCACUACCGCCGCGAUACUCGUUUGCCGGCAACCUCGAAGAGACUGACGACAUGCCGCUCUCCCAGCGCCGUACGCUGCUACAUCAACAGACAAUACAGAGUCCACCGCAGGCACAUAUCCCCACUCCGAUACCCCGGAGACACCCCAGCAACGGCCAAUCAUCUAGUAACAUGCCGGCAGCGAUGGCUGCCUGGCGCGAAUCAAUCAUGGAGGAUCUCAGAGAUAAACGAGUCCCCCUUGCGAAACAGGAUGGGCCUGUCAUCGCCACUGGAGUUGAUCGUAGUCCACCACCCUACGUCCAGUCGCUACAACGGCAUAGUUCAUUGAUCCACCACCGCCGUGCUCACGCCGGUGCAUCGGGCCCGCCGCGCAGCGAUAUGAGUGAGUUGCAUCGGGAGGCCAUGAGGCGGAUGCAGGCCAAAGCCAAUCGAAAGGUCGGCGGCUUGUGACAGGUUGCGCUCCCGUUGAUCGUAUUGCUGUUUUCGAGGUCGUUGCGCACAAUUCCCCGCUACGGUCGACGCCUGUUUUUUUGACUCUUGGAG
Messenger RNA from Aspergillus saccharolyticus JOP 1030-1, 3399 nucleotides. RefSeq lists its product as uncharacterized. NCBI's taxonomy places the organism in Eukaryota, Fungi, Ascomycota, Eurotiomycetes, Eurotiales, Aspergillaceae. Bases 1 to 3306 code for a protein of 1101 amino acids. The transcript has 6 exons. The record is from RefSeq and is a predicted model, not a curated record.